Messenger RNA from Dibothriocephalus latus, 420 nucleotides. NCBI's taxonomy places the organism in Eukaryota, Metazoa, Platyhelminthes, Cestoda, Diphyllobothriidea, Diphyllobothriidae. The record is from the annotation of a GenBank genome assembly.
AUGCGUCCGGUUAUAUACUUCAACCCAAUCGCUUUACCGAAAACGAAGCACUACGUACCUCUCUGGAACCGCCAUGUGGUUUCCCCUAAAUUCACUCCUGGUGAUCCGCAAGUCCGAAUGUUCCUUCCCCCAUUUUGGAUGAAAAUGAUUUACCCCGGCAAAGAUUGCCCCAAGUGCCUCGCCGUCUUUAAGGUCCAUCCACAGAUGACCCAGUUCGAUGUGAGGCAGUACUUGGAGAAGAUUUAUAGAGUGCCAGUCGCCAGCGUGCGGCUUAAGAUGCUCUACCACGAUUUGGCACCUCUCGACAUUGCCGAGGACCCCAAAAGGGCUGCGGGAGCCGCUUUGCCUCAUUCGCUUCCACGCGAACCCGAAAGAUAUGAGAAGCUAGCGUACGUGCACCUGGUAAGUAUUAUGUUUUGA